This is a messenger RNA of Armigeres subalbatus, 861 nucleotides long. RefSeq names its product protein PDF. Gene Ontology annotation, biological process: response to light stimulus. NCBI's taxonomy places the organism in Eukaryota, Metazoa, Arthropoda, Insecta, Diptera, Culicidae. The transcript is spliced from 2 exons. Bases 194 to 502 code for a protein of 102 amino acids. Gene Ontology annotation, molecular function: hormone activity. Gene Ontology annotation, cellular component: extracellular region. The record is from RefSeq and is a predicted model, not a curated record.
UCUUCAAGAGAAUGUUAAUGUUUAACUGAAACGAUGUUCCUCGAUAGUAUAUAAAUUGGAGAAUUCACAAAGAUAGGAAACAGUAACAUCGUCACAAUCGAACAGUGAACAUUACAUUCAGCAAUCACAUUGAAUCCGAGGACAAAGUGAAAAAAGGAUUACACCGACGGAACAACUCACAUAAACGGUCAACAUGAAAGCGACUUUUUUCGUGGUGGUUUGCUUGUGUUUCAGCAUGUGUUCAUCAUUGCCAUCCUACGAUACGGAUUUGGCGGAUAUAGAAAAUGAUCAAUACAUGCGGCAACUAACGGAGUGGCUAGCCAAUACUGAUUCAAACGACUUCAACGAAUUGUACAGUUCACCUGCGUGCCGAGCAUGCUUCUAUCGCAUUCGCGACCCCUACGUGAACGUAGUCUCGGAUAAACGAUACGGGAAACGAAACUCAGAACUCAUAAACUCGUUGCUAAGCUUGCCGAAGAAGUUGAACGACGCAGGAAAGUAACUGCGUUACAUCAAGACUGCUGAUGGCACUUUCAUGACACCUAAAGUCGAGGAUCUAUGAAUGCCAUAUCCUAUAACCAAGUGCAAUGUGUCCUAGUCACACCAACAACGAAUGCCACUGAUAUAUAUCUCGUUCAUUGAAUUUCUUCUGCUGUUAGCUCAUCAAGAACAGAACUAGAUAAGACCAAAUCCAUAUUGAUGCUGCAAACGUAAUGCAAAUAAAAAUAAUUUGGAAUAAACCAAUGAAAUGGUUCAUUCGACUGUAUAAAGUUAUUCUCUAUUUUAGAUAAGUUGUUAAUCCACGUUGCAUCCGCUGACUGUAAACGAAAAUAAACUAUAAAUAAUAUUUAUAAAAAAGAA